Messenger RNA from Drosophila hydei, 2455 nucleotides. RefSeq lists its product as uncharacterized. The record is from RefSeq and is a predicted model, not a curated record. The transcript has 2 exons. Lineage: Eukaryota; Metazoa; Arthropoda; Insecta; Diptera; Drosophilidae. The coding region runs from base 828 to 2066 and encodes 412 amino acids.
CAAUUAAUUAUAUAUAUGAUAUAUGUGCGUUAAGUCUCGACCUUAGGAAUUAUUUUACAAAAGAAGAGUUUACGGCGUGAAAUCAAAAUUGAUCCCAAUCAAGAUCCAAAAAUAGUUUUUCCUUUUUGGUUAUUUAUGUAAUUAACAUGUUGAUAACUAAUUCAAAGUAUUCGAGAAUGAUUGGUGCAUUGUAAAUGAUAUCGCGUGAUGAUCUAUUGAUCCCUUUUAUUAAUGUAAAAAGUAACAAACUAAAUUUCAACUAUACAUAUAUAUAUAUAUACAAACAUAUUGUUUUCGUCGUUUAAUUUAGUUAGUUAUUUAGUUAGGCACACUUAUCAUUUCCAAUUAAUGCAAAUCUUCAAUUUUAUAUAUAUAUACAUGAUAAUAAACUCGUAUGUGUGCUAUUUGAAUGAAUUAUGAGAUAAGCUAUAGGGACUAGCUAGAAAUCAGGCAACUAAACACAUAAAUGUCAAGAUACAAUGAACUGAAAUAAACGAAAAUUGUGAAAAUACAAACAAGCAAAUAUAUAUGGUAGUGAAGUGCUGCUGACUGGGUUAAACAGUCGCAGGCAGAGGCAUUAGAGAGACAUGCCUAAGACCGACCAUACGUGGCUUCUAUGCCACAUCCUGCCCGAGGUGCUACUGCUUUCGACUAAAUAUGGCGGAUCUAGAGAGGACAACUCGAUAAAACCCGCAAGCCCUGGUGUUAGUCGUAACCGUGCCAACGGGCUGGAUGGCAGCUGCGUGAAUGCUGUCUUCGAACGGUGACCUCCGGAUAACUGGCGCCCUCCGGUUGUAAUUAAAUGCCUUGUCGUGAUAUCGGGGGCUAUGUCACGGUCGACCUGCCCGACCCCCACACUCGUGGGAAUCAAAAUAAUGAACUCAAAUAAAGAACAACAACAAUUAAACAAUCCAACGUACAAUCGAACAAACCAAACACAAAGCAAAAACCUGCAUGGAGCUCGCUUAAGCGGCGCUGCCCGCAAGCGAUUCCAUUAUCUGCUCAAAAAGGGCAUGAAGCCGGAGGAGGCCAAGGAACAAGCAAUGAAGCCAAUUCGCCAGUCUACGCUGCGGAGCCAGAAGCUCAUGGCAACAGCACAAAAUGCAAGAGGAAUUAAUCCGUCGAAUAGGAUUAACAGCUUCUCAGGCUACGGACAAUGUGGCUGGGCAGAACCUGCACGAAAUCUUCAGACUAAGGCCCAACAGCAACGUGUUAGCGGAAGUCCGACACAGCGACUGCUAGGUGGGGAACGAGGCUGCCACCAAACUGAUAGCAGGAACUCAGGCUAUGCUCAAUUUGGCUGGACUGAAUCUUCACAAAAUCAUCGUGAUAAGAUACCUUGCACAGCCACGCGGUCUGUGUCUGCUGCAACACAAUCCAGCCGACCACCUGUGCAAGCUAGACUCGGCGCUCCCGUAAAUCGCGCACGAUGCGGCAUUGCGCCCAAAGGUAUGCCGCCUGCCCAUGGCAGCAGCGGACUAUUAGAAACGGAGGAAGAGGCUGACGUUGUGGGCAAACCAAACGACAAGCCAAAUCUCAACGUGGCCAUACUACCUGGUGACUAUCCGACUGAAUUGUGGACAACACCACAGUUGGAGGCGGUGAAGCGAAGUAUUUCUGAUCUCAUGCAGCGCCAUUGCGAGGGCUACGUAAAGCCCAGUUUUUCGGGCUGCACAUUCCGGCACGGCUGGCUAUCCGUAAAUGGCAACGAUGUAGCCAGUGUAAACUGGCUGAUGGCCAUGGAUACCAGGCUACGGCCCUGGGAGGGUGCAUCCUUGAAGGUGGUGCCAGAAUCUGAGGUGCCACUCAAUCGUGUAUUCGUUGGCAUCUUUCCGGCCCUGUAUAGCACGCCAGUCAAGCACGCGUUACGCCUAAUCGAUGCCCAAAACGAGGGCCUUGCCGUGCACGAUUGGCUCGUGCUGCACCGCGUACAGAAGGGACACACCAUGAAACUGGCCCUAUCCAUCGAUGCCCACUCAGCCGAUGUGCUGAGGAACAAGCACUAUCAAUUGAACUUUGGCUUCAGUCGUGUCCGCUUUCGACCAAGAAAGAAAACGGCCAAAUAAACUCAUCAUUUAAUCAUUGAAUUUUCUUGCAUUUUACUAUGGGAAGCAACUUUUUGCCCAGCUCAUUUCAUAAUAAUCCCGUGAAACACGUUUCCAAGCCCUAGCAUGUGGAAACAUUCGGUUGAAUCUGAGUUAUCUUGACAGCGUCUGUUCACAGAAGCAGUUAGACGGCUUGGUUCCGUUCGCUUACAAUUCGCAACAAGUUUAAGCUCUUGCGACAGCAAUAAGCUUGCCCGAAACACUCGUACGAAUUGUUGCAUUACGUAUUCAACACAUCAGUUUACCCAGAAUUGAGUUUGAACGUGAAUAAUUUACAUAUCAUAGUGUUAGCGUGAAUCGAACGCAUAGCAGAUUCUUAGAUAAUUACAAGCCGGUGAUUGCAAGCCCGA